AUCAUUCAAAAAAGCCGAUAGUGACGAAAUUAGUGACGAGUCUCGAUUGUGAGAAAAAAAAAAGCGCGCUACGUUUUUUUGGUGGGAAAGUUUUGAAAAGUAAUAAGACAUGAAAUCGGUACUACCAGUGUUUGUUGUGUUGAUUGUUAUGGUUGGUUUUAACCACGUAAUUGCCAGGCCAAACAACAGAAUGAAACGAGUGUCAGAUUCACAUUUAGCAGAUCUAGAAACUAAGAUCGCCAUGAAUAACAGAAUCAAAGGUUUCGCCAUAACCAUGCCGAUAGGAGGUGGGAAAAUAGAUCCUUUGCAAAUUGGUAGAAAACGGCGAUCGGGUGUGGAAACCAGAUUUCUAAACCCGUUUUUUCAACAGAAAAUAGAAUCGUCAUCAGAAGAAGACAAUACAGACGACUACGAAUAUAUUUAUAACAAUAAUUAUCUACAAUAGAAUAUUUUAGAGUUAAUUUUUGGAAAAAAAUAUAUCAUUCGAAAGCAAUGAAUAUCAAAAUAAUCAACAAUCUUAAUGUAAUAUAAGGAAUUUGAAAUUACCAACAAAGGAGAGACAAAAAUAAGCAGUAGUAUUUAAAUGUGUAGGGAUGUACCAGAAUCUUGAAAAAAAUUAAUUAACACGUUAACUGACUAGAUUUUUUACCUAUUAAAACACGCUUUGGUAUUUUUCACAAUCUAAGGAAGUGCCUUCACUACCGAAAUUUAUAAAAUUUAGUUAAUUUCAAUGCUUGUUUAUUUAGUUUAUAUAAUACGCAAUGUAGCCGAUUGAAAAUAUAAAAAUUGCGAUUUCCAACAAUUAUUGAACAAAUUUCGUGGAUAUAUACGAGAGCCGUUUUUUUUUCAACCUCCGAUAGACUAUAAUUAAAAAUCAAGUUCAUAUAAAACCAUAAUUUCAUUGCCAAAGAUUGUUUUUCGACAUAGUCACCGAAGAAAUUGAGACAUUUGUCGUAUCUGUGGACAAUACCCUUUUCAAAGAAAGUUGCUACCAAUAAAUUCAAGUAAAGUACAAAACAGACCUUGAAAGUUCUGGAAAUUCCGUAGACAAAGCAGUAAUGGUCAAUCUGUUAACCAUUGUGUCAACUCGUUGAAACAGGUCCUAUGAAACAACAGAUUUGCGUCCUUGGCACCCUUCAUAAUGCACAUCUUUAAAUUUUCGACACCAUUCAUGUACAAUACAAACACUCAUGAAGUUUUACCCAUUCACAUUUGGCGGGAGUAUCAAUAAUGGCGGACGUGUUUACGAGGCUGUAGCACCACGCCGACUGACACCUGAAUGUCAACAAUGGCGGAGUGUGUACUGUGAAAGCUUCGCAGUCGUCUACAGUCGCUUUCUUCUACCAGCGUAGCGUCUGCACGGAGCAAUCGGAGGUUGAAAAAGUCUAGUAUUUCACUUUUUUAUUACUGGAACUUGAUAUCUUAUUCUUUUAGCUACUAUGAUAGGAUGCAUGGACUAGCAAUCCAUCUUUUACUAGGUGUAUCGUGGAUGUCGUACCAAAUAUCAUCUAAGUAAAUUAUCAUUCGGUUUUGCGAUCUAAUUGUAUUUAUUUUUUCAUGGGCUGUAACUUCAGUUUACCUUUUGUCUAUUCUUUUGAAAAAAAAACCCUAAGCGACAUAGAGUACGCCCCAUCAUUUUUUGCCUGGACAUUUCUUAGAUCGCGAAUAUUUGUAUAAAAUACAAUACUGAGAGAACUACAGAUCGCACAGGUUAAUGCAGGAAGGAAUUUCGUUCUUCCUGAAUUAACUGUGGAAAAAAAAAUGUUUUUUUCGAAAACGCAUAAAAAUAGUUUAUUCACAAAUUUUUCAUACAAUAAUACUUAAUCCUUCUGUUUUUGUCACUGCUUUUCAAGACAUUUGAAUCUGCUUCUUCUGAUUUUUUUUAUUAAAGGAAUUUGUAAAAACCAACAUUUAAUGAGAAAACGUUCCCACCAGAUCAUUUGUUGGAAGUUUUUCGUGGGGAAAACAGAGAUGCAACAGUUAUUUGGAAAUAGAUCCUACCUUUAUCAAAAUGUCUCGUUUCUAGUCGUAUACGACCGUCUGUAUACAUGACCAUCGAAGUUAGGGACCACGUGUAUCAUAUAUGUAUAAAUUAAUUUUUUUUUACAAAUUAGACUGGCAGUAAACGUGUUAAGAGUCGCGUAGUUCACAGAAUAAUCAUUUAUAUUGGUACCAUGCCGGCAGUGAACGUGUUCAAAUUGAACAAAUAUCGGGAUGAUAUGAUAAAGCUAUCAAAUAAUCGUUCGUUUCGAUACCAUUUUUAGAAAAAAUAUUCAUUGUUGAUUGAAUCUAGUGCAAACUGGCAGUUUACGUGUUAAUUUGACUAAUUUCGAAUUCAAAAUUAAUAUUUAGUCGUUAAUCAUGGCAAAUUAAAUUAAAAGUCACAGUCAAUUUUGCAAAUCAAUAUUAUGAUAACUUUACAAACACAAGACUAUAACUGUAAUGAUUUGAAAUUCUUGUUAAACUCUUUCAGAAAUUAAAAGAUAUUUGACAUCUGACAGCUGCAGGAAUCUGUGAAUUAGAUAGGACUAGAAAACAAUUGCAUUUUGUUCAAUUCUACUUUAAGACUGAAGUAUUAGGCCCCUUUAACCACACUUAAAAUUCCACCAUUUCUUUAUGUUUGUGUUCAUUAACUAACAGUAGAUUUAAAUUUGCUUGAAAUAAUUUAAAGAAAUGAUACAUUUGAGUAGUAUUUUCAAGAUUUUGGUAAUGUACUAAUGUAAACAAUAUCUAUAUAUGAAAAUAUUGAUUAAAUUCCAGUUAAUGAUUUACCAAUAUUCAAAUUAUGCUGGAUAGUAUAAGCAAACAAUAUAUUUAUGGAGAACAUCCACAAAUUCAUUAAAAAUAUCGUUAAAUUAGUUAAUGUAUUCCAAAUUAAUACGUUACUACUUGAGUACUGAUAUUCCUUUAUAAUUGUUUGUAUGAAAUUGCUCUUUUUGUCACUUCCAUAACCUAUUCAGUAUUAUAUUGUAAAAAUUCUAGUCGAUAGAUUUAUUUUUCGAUGUAAAAAUGUUAAGAAAAUGUCAACUACAUAUUUAUUAAUCUAUUUAUUCUAAUUUAUACUUUUUUGUAGUAAAUAUUUAAUCACUGUAUUAUUUUAUUUUAAUAACAAACUAGUACUUACUUUUUUAUGUUAAUUUGAAUUAAUUUUUAUUAAUUUUCGUUGCAAUAAAAUUAUAAUAUUGUUAUAAUUUUUAAAUAAGAAUUCUGUUGACCAAUAUAAAUAAAUAAACUUUGUGUUUUGUGUCAUUA
Molecule: messenger RNA, 3252 nt
Organism: Diorhabda carinulata
Lineage: Eukaryota; Metazoa; Arthropoda; Insecta; Coleoptera; Chrysomelidae
Exons: 3
Coding region: 110-445 (111 amino acids)
Source: RefSeq, a predicted model, not a curated record